Messenger RNA from Nipponia nippon (crested ibis), 2735 nucleotides. NCBI's taxonomy places the organism in Eukaryota, Metazoa, Chordata, Aves, Pelecaniformes, Threskiornithidae. The record is from RefSeq and is a predicted model, not a curated record.
AUGCCCGACCUACGGGAUGCACAGCACCAGGGACGCCUGAACGAGCACCUCUUUCCCCCGACGCCCGCGGACUGUAAGACGAUUGUCAGCCGUUACCUGAAGGAGUUCCGCACGGAGCAGUGCCCUCUCUUCGUGCAGCACAAGUGCACUCAGCACCGGCCCUACACUUGCUUCCACUGGCACUUUGUCAACCAGCGUCGUCGCAGAUCUAUCCGCCGCCGGGAUGGUACAUUUAACUACAGCCCUGACAUUUACUGUACCAAGUAUGACGAGACCACAGGAAUCUGCCCAGAAGGCGAUGAGUGUCCCUUCUUGCAUAGAACUACUGGAGACACAGAGAGGAGGUAUCACUUGCGCUACUACAAAACUGGAAUCUGCAUUCAUGAGACAGACUCCAAGGGCAACUGCACAAAGAACGGAGUCCACUGCGCAUUCGCUCAUGGGCCCCAUGACCUGCGCUCUCCGGUGUAUGACAUCAGGGAGCUUCAGGCGAUGGAGGCUUUGCAGAAUGGUCAGACUACAUCAGAAGGUGGCAUAGAGGGUCAGUCGGCAGUUGCUGCUAGCCAUGCUAUGAUAGAGAAAAUACUCAGUGAGGAGCCAAGGUGGCAAGAUACAACGUAUGUGUUGGGAAAUUACAAGACAGAGCAGUGUAAGAAACCCCCCCGUCUCUGUCGCCAGGGUUAUGCCUGUCCCUACUACCACAAUAGCAAAGACAGAAGAAGAAGCCCAAGAAAACACAAAUACAGAUCUUCACCAUGUCCCAGCGUGAAACAUGGAGACGAGUGGGGAGAUCCCAGUAAGUGUGAAAACGGAGACUCAUGCCAAUACUGCCACACUCGCACAGAACAGCAGUUCCAUCCAGAGAUCUACAAAUCCACCAAAUGCAAUGAUAUGCAGCAGUCUGGCAGCUGUCCCCGAGGACCCUUCUGUGCCUUUGCACAUGUAGAACAGCCUGCGCUCAGUGAAGAUUUACAGCAAUCCUCGGCUGUGUCUAGCCCGACACAGACGGGCCCUGUGAUGUACAUGCCAUCAGCAGCUGGUGAUUCUGUUCCGGUCAGCCCCUCCAGUCCGCACGCCCCAGACCUUAGCAAUGUGUGGAAUAAAUCAGGAACUCUGCCAACUAGCCCCACCUCCACCACAAUUCUUUGUAGGAACAGCAGUCUCGGAAGCCCAUCUAAUAUAUGUGGGUCUCCUCCUGGUGCCAUUGGAAAGCCACACAGCUUGGAGACCAUUGGUUUUCCUCCAGACUCUGUAACAGCAGCCGGCAGCUACAAGAAAGCACCAGGGUUUGAGCGAGAAGAUCAGGUGGGGGCCGAGUAUUUGAAGAGUUUCAAAUGCCAGCAAGCAAAAAUGAAGUCCCACUCACUGGAGCACAGGAGCCAGGAGCAGCCUUUGUUACAGCCCAAACAGGACAUACUGGGUAUUCUCCCAGUGGGGAGCCCGCUGACAUCCAGCAUCUCCUCUAGCAUCACCUCCAGCCUGGCUGCGACACCACCAAGCCCUGCCGGCACCAGCAGCAUACCAGGCAUGAAUGCCAAUGCCCUUCCUUUCUACCCAACCAGUGACACCGUUGAGUCUGUCAUAGAGUCUGCCUUGGAUGACCUGGACCUGAAUGAAUUCGGAGUGGCUGCCCUGGAGAAGACAUUUGACAGCAGCACAGUGCCCCACACGAGUGGCAUCAUGAUAGGUGGGAGUUUGCUGCAAAGUUCUGCUCCUGUAAAUAUCCCCGGGUCCCUUGGAAGCUCUGCCUCCUUUCACUCUGCCUCUCCUUCUCCACCGGUCAGCCUCUCAUCGCAUUUCCUCCAUCAGCCCCAGGGACACUUAAGCCAAUCAGAAAACACGUUCCUGGGGACAUCAGCUUCUCAUGGAUCAUUAGGUUUAAAUGGGAUGAACAGCAGCAUAUGGGAACACUUUGCUUCGGGGAGUUUUUCGCCCAGUACCUCACCUGCAUUUCUGUCAGGUCCAGGUGCUGCGGAGCUGGCACGGCUACGGCAAGAACUGGAUGAGGCCAACGGCACAAUAAAGCAGUGGGAAGAGUCUUGGAAACAAGCCAAACAGGCUUGUGAUGCUUGGAAAAAGGAGGCAGAGGAAGCAAAUGAUCGCGCCAACACAGCUAACAUGGAAUGUGAACUGGCCCGGGAGCAGAGGGAAGCCUUGGAGCUGCAAGUGAAGAAACUGCAGGAGGAGCUGGAGAGGAUCCACACAGGCCAGGACCCUCAGUUUCUGCGCUCCUUCUCUGACCUGGAAACGCUCUCCCUCUCUUCGCUUUACACCCUUCAGAAACAGUUGCGGGCAAACCUGGAGAAAGUCGAUAAGGCGGUAUUUCAGAUGCAGUCAGUGAAAUGCCUUAAGUGUCAGGAGGAGAACCGGGUGGUGUUACCGUGUCAACACGCAGUGCUGUGCGAAACGUGCGCCGAGGAGGGGGAGUGCCCCAUCUGCCAUCCCAACAGGCCCCACUCUCUCCAGUCGUGACCUUCCAAGGACACUUGUUCUAAUCAUAUCGUAUAGAUCUUUUUAACUUUAUACAUACGUACAUAUAUAUGUAUGUGUACAUGCAUAUAUGUAUGUAUAUAUAUGUAUAUAUGUGUGUGUAUGUGCCUGUUUGUGUAUGUAUAUAUAUGCACACGCACACACAUACACACAUAAAACAAAAAUUAGUUGCAGAGCACUUUUUAAUAUUUUACAUCCCGUAUCUAAACUGCCCCUCACCCCUGCCCCACUAAUUCUAACUCUUG